This is a messenger RNA of Durio zibethinus, 1825 nucleotides long. Its product is annotated as lipid phosphate phosphatase gamma-like. Lineage: Eukaryota; Viridiplantae; Streptophyta; Magnoliopsida; Malvales; Malvaceae. Gene Ontology annotation, cellular component: endoplasmic reticulum membrane; intracellular membrane-bounded organelle. Gene Ontology annotation, molecular function: dolichyldiphosphatase activity. Gene Ontology annotation, biological process: protein N-linked glycosylation; lipid biosynthetic process. The record is from RefSeq and is a predicted model, not a curated record.
AAUCCAAAUGGAGACUUAUUUCCUCAGCCUUACCUUUUGAUUACCUGCAGUUUUCCGAGAAACAAAACACCGGAACGACGGUUUAAAAUCUAACUCUCUCAUGCUAGAUCCGACCUGAAACUAACCUUGAUCUUAACUUCACCAGAUACCCAGAUCGAAUCUUCAAUCAGAUUUUCCCCAUGACAACUCACCAUCCAUUAAAGGCCGUGACUUUAACUCAUGUAAGGUAUCAAAGAGGUGACCGACUAGGCCAUUUCUUAGCCUGGGUUUCUUUAGUCCCUGUUUUCAUUUCCCUCGGUGGAUUUGUUUCUCAUUUUAUUUUCCGUAGAGAGCUUCAAGGAAUGUUCUUUGCAUUAGGCCUAUUAAUAUCUCAGUUCAUUAGCGAACUCAUCAAGACAUCUGUUCAACAAGCCAGGCCUGAAACCUGUGCUCUUUUAGAAAUGUGUGAUUCUCAUGGUUGGCCUUCAAGUCACUCUCAAUAUAUGUUCUUUUUUGCUGUUUAUUUCACCCUUUUGACUUGUAAAGGGAUUGGUGGGAUCUGGAAUGUUAGAACCAAGUGGGCUGCUUUGUUUCUGUACUGGUCGUUGGCUGUUUUGACUAUGUAUUCCAGGGUUUAUUUGGGUUACCAUACUGUGGCUCAGGUUUUUGCUGGAGCUGCUUUGGGGAUUUUUCUUGGUGGGGUUUGGUUUUGGCUGGUGAAUUCUAAGCUUUUCUGUUAUUUCCCUGUGAUUGAAGAGAGUGCCUUUGGGAGGUUCUUUUAUGUUAAGGAUACUUCUCAUAUAUCAGAUGUGUUGAAGUUUGAGUAUGAUAAUGCAAGGGCUGCUAGGAAAGGUAUGGCUGCCAGAAAAGCCAUGGCAACCAAGAGCAGUUGACUAAUAGGAACUCAUAGGGUCAGCAUCUGCACCUCAUUGUUUCAAGAUUCUGCUUCUAUGCCCACGGAUGAUUCAAUUAUUAAGUGAAUGCUGAUCAUGUCCUACCACUGCAUGAGAAGCUAGAUGGGAGCAUUGGUGUCAAGGAUGCUGUGUGUUAGUUAAGAGCAUUCUGCUGUUUCUUAUUGAGCAUUGAUUCUCGAAAUAUGGAAUUUAUUUCUAUCUUCAUUGGUAAUUCCAGAGUUUUCUUAUUGAGCUUGGCGUGCUGACAUCUGAAAACCAUGGUUGGCUGUUUGUUCAAUUAAACUACUGUGAAGUGAGGUAGUUAUGUUAUGUACUUCUAUUGGACUUUCACAUAAGUCGGUGCUUCUUGCUUGCGAUGCAUGCGUAAGUUGUGUCUAGGGUUGGCAGCCCAACUCGAGUCCGAUGGUUUUGAUCUGACCCGAUUACGUAGGAUCAAUUUUUUUUUUUAAUUCGAGUUUCAGGUCAGAUCGAGUAUUAUUAAAAAAAAAAUUGAUUCGAAUUUUAGGUAAAUUUGAUUCGAAUUUUAGGUAAAUUCGAUCUGAUCCGAUAUUAUAUUAAAAAUUAUUUUUAAAUUUUUAUUUAUAUAUAAUUAUAUAUAUUUUAAAAAUAAUAUUUUAUAUAUUUAAAAAAUAAUAUUUUAUUAAUUUCGAUCAAGUCAGGAUAUGAUUUAUACAAUAUCGGAUCGGGUUUAGGUUCGGAUAUAAAAAAAAAAAAAAUAGGUCGGGUCGGGUUCGAUGUUUUAUUAUUAUUAUUAAAUCGGAUCGAAUUUAGGACAAAUAAAAUCUCGUUUCGAUCUUAUCCGUUGUCAAUUUUAAUUGUGUUAUUUUCUUGUAUGUGAUCUGUAAUACUCUAUUAUGAAUAUCAUAUUUUAAGUUGUGAGAGAAGAUUUAAUAUGAUAUGAAUAAACACGAUUAAUAUAAUUAAUACAUUCA